GCUUUAUUGGCCGGGCUGCUCGGGAGGCGAGCGCAGGGCUCAUCCGCCGGUCCUGGUGGCGAGUGGCGCGGAGUUGGUGGGCGACGCCGGAGAGGGGUCUCUGGCGACCGGGAGGGAAUCCCAAGGGCCAACUUCCCUUCGAGGAGACCCGCGGGAGUGAUGGGCUAGAGGGAGGGGGAAGAAGAGAAAGAGAAGGGGGAAGAAGCCGAAGGCAGCGGAGGCUGGUCCUGAAAGGAGCAGUUGUUGGGCGUGAGUCACCGAAGCGACCCAUCCACCCAUCCUCCCUUUUCUGCGUCUUCCCCUCGGCUUCCUUGCCAUGAAGGCAGGAUGAGGGGCGGCCGGAGGAGGCGAGGUCCAGCCCGAGCCGGAGCAGCCGAUGCAUGAGUGCGAGGAGCUGGAAGAGGAGGAGGAGGAGGAAGAAGAAGAAGAGGAGGAGGAGGAAGAGGAGGCCAGCGGCGGGAGGCGCCAGCAUGGAGCCCCGCAAGGACUACUGAGAGCCCCGGGCUGCUGCCAGCGCUGCCGCCGCCCGAGCCCCAGGCAGCCCGCGAUGGGGGUGGGCGCGGGAGGCUGGCCCGGCCGGAGCGGAGGACUGCUCUUCUUCCUCCUGCUCUUCCUCGGCCUCGCCAUCGUCCCCCAGAGCGCCCCGCAAGUGCUCCGGAUCGGAGGGAUAUUCGAAACUAUGGAAAAUGAACCUCUUAAUGUUGAAGAGUUAGCUUUCAAAUUUGCAGUUACCAAUAUUAACCGGAACAGAACACUGAUGCCUAAUACCACAUUAACCUAUGACAUCCAGAGAAUUAAUCUCUUUGAUAGUUUUGAAGCGUCAAGACGAGCAUGUGAUCAACUUGCUCUUGGGGUAGCUGCACUGUUUGGACCAUCCCAUAGUUCAUCAGUCAGCGCAGUGCAAUCUAUUUGCAAUGCACUUGAAGUUCCACACAUACAGACCCGAUGGAAACAUCCCACAGUGGAUAACAAAGACUCCUUUUACAUCAACCUCUACCCAGACUAUGCAGCCAUCAGCCGGGCAGUUUUGGAUUUGGUGCUACAUUACAACUGGAAGAUAGUAACUGUAGUAUAUGAAGACAGUACAGGUCUAAUUCGUCUCCAAGAACUCAUCAAAGCUCCUUCAAGAUACAACAUUAAAAUAAAAAUCCGCCAGUUACCCUCUGGGAAUAAAGAUGCCCGGCCUUUACUCAAGGAGAUGAAGAAGGGCAAAGAGUUCUAUGUGAUAUUUGAUUGCUCACAUGAUACAGCAGCAGAAAUUCUUAAACAGAUCCUUUCCAUGGGAAUGAUGACUGAAUACUAUCACUACUUUUUUACAACUUUGGAUUUGUUUGCGCUAGACUUGGAACCCUACAGAUACAGUGGAGUUAAUAUGACAGGGUUUCGUCUGCUUAACAUUGACAAUGUGUACGUGUCAUCGGUUAUUGAGAAGUGGUCCAUGGAACGACUACAGGCACCACCCAAGCCAGAGACUGGGCUCCUGGAUGGCAUGAUGACUACAGAAGCAGCUCUGAUAUAUGAUGCUGUUUACAUGGUAGCGGUAGCUUCCCAGCGUGCCUCCCAAAUGACUGUCAGUUCCCUGCAGUGUCACAGACACAAGCCGUGGCGGUUUGGGCCAAGAUUUAUGAACCUGAUAAAAGAGGCUCGUUGGGAUGGUUUGACAGGGAGAAUUACGUUUAACAAAACAGAUGGCUUAAGAAAGGAUUUUGAUUUGGACAUCAUUAGCCUCAAGGAGGAAGGAACAGAAAAGGCUGCUGGUGAAGUUACUAAUCAUUUAUAUAAAGUAUGGAAGAAGAUCGGGGUUUGGAAUUCAAACAGUGGCCUUAAUAUGACAGACAGCAAUAAAGACAGAUCUACCAAUAUCACUGAUUCUCUGGCGAACCGAACACUCAUAGUCACCACUAUUUUGGAAGAUCCCUAUGUAAUGUACAAGAAAUCUGACAAACCCCUUUAUGGGAAUGACAGAUUUGAAGGGUACUGCCUGGAUUUGUUAAAGGAAUUGUCAAAUAUUUUAGGCUUUAUCUAUGAAGUGAAACUAGUGUCUGAUGGCAAAUAUGGAGCCCAGAAUGACAAAGGAGAAUGGAAUGGGAUGGUCAAAGAACUCAUAGAUCAUAAAGCUGACUUGGCAGUUGCUCCUCUCACUAUUACAUACGUUAGAGAAAAAGUUAUUGACUUUUCCAAGCCAUUCAUGACACUGGGGAUCAGUAUUUUGUACCGAAAGCCCAAUGGCACAAACCCAGGUGUAUUCUCCUUUCUAAAUCCUCUUUCUCCUGAUAUUUGGAUGUAUGUUCUCCUCGCCUGCCUUGGAGUCAGUUGUGUUCUUUUUGUCAUUGCAAGGUUUACACCCUAUGAGUGGUAUAAUCCCCACCCGUGCAACCCAGACUCAGAUGUGGUGGAAAACAAUUUUACUUUGCUUAAUAGUUUCUGGUUUGGAGUUGGAGCUCUCAUGCAGCAAGGAUCAGAGCUGAUGCCCAAAGCUCUUUCUACCAGAAUAGUUGGAGGCAUAUGGUGGUUUUUCACCUUAAUCAUCAUAUCAUCCUACACUGCGAAUUUGGCUGCUUUUUUGACUGUUGAGAGAAUGGAAUCUCCAAUUGAUUCAGCUGAUGAUUUAGCAAAGCAAACUAAAAUAGAAUACGGGGCUGUUAGAGAUGGAUCAACAAUGACUUUCUUCAAGAAAUCCAAAAUCUCAACAUAUGAGAAAAUGUGGGCAUUUAUGAGCAGCCGACAACAGACAGCUCUGGUGAAAAACAAUGAUGAGGGCAUCCAGCGAGUGCUCACCACCGAUUAUGCUCUGUUGAUGGAGUCCACAAGUAUAGAAUAUGUCACUCAGAGAAACUGCAAUCUCACUCAGAUUGGAGGACUCAUUGAUUCCAAAGGUUAUGGUGUAGGAACUCCCAUUGGCUCUCCUUACAGAGAUAAAAUUACUAUUGCCAUCCUCCAGUUACAAGAGGAAGGCAAACUGCACAUGAUGAAGGAGAAGUGGUGGAGAGGCAACGGGUGUCCUGAGGAGGACAGUAAAGAAGCCAGCGCCUUAGGCGUGGAGAACAUUGGGGGCAUCUUCAUCGUGCUUGCAGCAGGGCUUGUUCUUUCUGUCUUUGUGGCAAUCGGAGAAUUUAUUUACAAAUCAAGGAAAAACAGUGAUAUUGAACAGUGUCUUUCUUUCAAUGCCAUAAUGGAGGAACUUGGAAUUUCACUCAAACACCAGAAAAAAUUAAAGAAAAGGUCAAGAACUAAAGGGAGGUCGUCAUUCACAAGUAUCCUUACUUGUCAUCAGAGGAGGACGCUAAGGAAAGAAACUAUGGCCUGAAGAUGGUCAGCUUUCUCCGUGAGAGAUAACCAAGAGGAGAAGACAAAAGGCAAAACAGAUUUUCAAAAAAUUGAUGUCUGUCAAUGGAGGACUUGGAGGGGAGAAAGACAUUUAUUUUAUUUCUCAGAACAGUAUGUCUUUCCCUUUUUUAAUCUAGAGAAAGUUCAACACAUUCAGCACUCACGUCAGACUGAUGGACUACUAAUGACUUGGGAAGUCUCUUUCUCAUUCUCACUUUUGAAAUGAUUGGUCACCUGUUUUACAUCUCUCUCAUCCUUCCCCAUUCAUUGCUGUAUGUGCUUUCUAAAUGAAUAAAAACAGGGAUUUUUCAA
Anolis carolinensis (green anole) is the source of this 3639-nucleotide messenger RNA. RefSeq names its product glutamate ionotropic receptor kainate type subunit 1 (gene grik1). The transcript is spliced from 17 exons. The record is from RefSeq and is a predicted model, not a curated record. Gene Ontology annotation, cellular component: postsynaptic density membrane; kainate selective glutamate receptor complex; presynaptic membrane. Gene Ontology annotation, molecular function: kainate selective glutamate receptor activity; transmitter-gated monoatomic ion channel activity involved in regulation of postsynaptic membrane potential. Bases 377 to 3307 code for a protein of 976 amino acids. NCBI's taxonomy places the organism in Eukaryota, Metazoa, Chordata, Lepidosauria, Squamata, Anolidae. Gene Ontology annotation, biological process: monoatomic ion transport; modulation of chemical synaptic transmission; synaptic transmission, glutamatergic.